Eurytemora carolleeae is the source of this 1972-nucleotide messenger RNA. RefSeq lists its product as uncharacterized. The record is from RefSeq and is a predicted model, not a curated record. The transcript is spliced from 5 exons. Lineage: Eukaryota; Metazoa; Arthropoda; Copepoda; Calanoida; Temoridae. Bases 13 to 1032 code for a protein of 339 amino acids.
UUGAAAGGAUUAAUGAUGGAGAAUACACUUUUAAACUCUUUAAACUUCAAAAAAGAUAGUGUAAGUUCUAUUCUGAAAACUAUUAACAAAUCUGCAAAAAUGGGAAUUGAAAAGACGACAUCCCUGUUAUUUAAAUCUUUGGCAAGUUCAUCGCAAUCUCUUGUAAGUGAAUCUUCAAACUCAACUUCAGUAAAUUCAACUACUUUAUCACUAGUAUCAUCAGUGACUUCAACUACCCCAUCCUCAAUAUCAUCCCCAGUGACCUCCACAGCUAAAUAUGAGUGGAGCGGAGUGGCUGGUGUAUUGGACUGGAAUAAAAGUGAGAUUUUGAAUAUAAUAACAAGUCAGAUACAAAACACAUCCUUGGAAAACCCCAAUAUGGACAAUAUGGACCAAAAGGAAGAGAACGAACUGGAAAACGAAGAUGAUAUUUAUGAAAACUUUGAAGCGCAAGAUGCUCGGGAGGUCUGGCCGAUAUUUUCUAGAAAUAUAAAAGUUGGACGAUCUUGGGAGGACGAUUAUACAUUCAGCGUUACCUUAGAUACGGCCAAGAUAAUUGAGUUGUUGAUGAUGCUGGUCCUGAUGUUCUCGAUCCUGUACAUCUGGUUGACCAUCACGGGCUGGGCGGUCACUUAUGUUCUUCACUUACUUACUGUUCAGGAUAUUCCAGAGCCUGAGGAGGUCGAAGUUCCAGUGAGUCCUUGGCUUAUGGAUGUGCCUCCGCCCUAUGAAAGCUUGAAUAUAGUUGUCCUGCCACCCUCCCCCUCCUCUGCCUCUGGUUCUCAACCCAGGAAAUAUGUUACUGAGGAGCCCCCAACCUUUCAUGACGCCAUUGUUGGAAUGAUAUUCAGAGACAAGAAGAAAAAGACGCCCAGGUUGAGCCGCGCAUCAUCAGCUGAAUCUGUCCUGGAAACCCUGGAGAAAUCCCCGAAAAACGGAGAACCAGCUCCGGUGCACUCAAACCCUACCUUGUUCGAGAGAAGGUUCGGACGCCAUAUCCAUAUGAGGAAUUCUAUUGACGUAAUGCUAUAAACCAUAUUAUUAAUUAUCAUGAUAUUGAUAUUUAAGCGAGAACUUAAAAUGAUGAAAUCUUUAUUCACAUAUUUUGAAAACACCUUUAUUUUAAUAUAUUGUAGUUGUAUUGUCUUAUACAGGGUGUCCCAAUGAACAUGGGAAUUGACUUUUGAGAGACGGUUUGAAUAAUUUAUAAAUGAAAUAAAGUCCAUCAUGAUAAUUUGAUUGAAUAGUCUUGUUGAUUCUUAAUGGAAAUGGAAUCUGGACAAAUUUCCUAGUAUCUCCGUCAAUUUUGAAGAUAAAAAAUGGUGGACCACAUUUUGGAAAUCCCGGGAUUAGCAGUUUUUGGUGUGAACUGUUUUAACUUGAUACUAAAAAACUGUGUUUACGAAAUAAUCCCGCUUGGAUAUUUGUACACUCUGCAUAUAUACUUAUAAAACCUUGUAAUGAUAAAAUAUCUUUUUUAGAAUUAGUUUUGAAAGAAAACUAAAACUCCAGAGGCCGAAUUUAAAGAAUUUGAGCCGCGGCUUAAAUUCAUUAAAUUCGGACUCAGGUUAUUUUAAGGUUUGUACACUUGGUCUUUAACAUGUAAAUUGGAACAUUAUAAAAAUAAAAAAUUUUUGAAAUUUGAAUAAAUUUCUUUAAUCCUUUUUAUCUUGUAGCCCAAUAACUUGGAAAAUACUCCAGUCUUUUUAUUUGUUAAUUUUGUCUCGUCUUCUUCUUCUAUGUCUUUGCCUUUUUCGACUUUUUCUGACUCCGGCACUAUUUCAGGAUUUCCUGCAAUUUCUGGAGAAAUCGGGUUAAUUUUCUGGUCAGUUUGUUUAAAUUUGUUGGAGAUGCUUGAGAGAGAUGCUUUGUCUGUCUGGAGGAUUGGUUUGUAUGUCGUCGUCAAUAUAAUCUCCGGAAUAUCUGGAAAUGAGACUGUCUCUGGUUUAGGUUCUUGCUCCUCAUGUCGAAU